GUUUACCGCACUGGUUCCGAUUUGUGAUUUUAUCGAUAUCACAUCUCUUCUGAAAUUAAAAUGAUGGAUCAUUCUCAGUUAGAGAGGAUAUAUGAAAAUAUCCACCCGAUACAUGGAAGAAAAAUCGGACAACUACAGCACUAACUGAAGGAAAAAUUUGAAAGAAAGAUGAUGGAUAAUUCUAAAUUAGGAAAAAAUGAUGAAAAUGUCCACCCAAGAACAAAUGAGGAGUAUACAAUCAGACAAUCACAGCUUGAACUGGAGGAAAUAAUUGGAUCCGGAGAAUAUUGCGUCGUACAUAAGGGUUUUUGUACACUAAGGAAAGAAGGUAGAGUUCCUGUAGCCAUACGGAAGAUGAAAGUCAAUGACGUGUCAACAGAGGAGGAGCUCUUUGAAGUAGCUGAUAUUAUGAGAAAUUUAUUUCAUCAACGAAUUAUUCACUUAAUAGGUCUCUGUGCUGCUGAAUGUAUGACGUUCGUGUUAGAAUUAUGCCCAUGUGGACCUUUAAAUCUGUUUUUAAGGAACCACAAGUAA
Mytilus trossulus (common blue mussel) is the source of this 534-nucleotide messenger RNA. Its product is annotated as tyrosine-protein kinase SYK-like. The coding region runs from base 169 to 534 and encodes 121 amino acids. NCBI's taxonomy places the organism in Eukaryota, Metazoa, Mollusca, Bivalvia, Mytilida, Mytilidae. Gene Ontology annotation, molecular function: ATP binding; protein tyrosine kinase activity. The record is from RefSeq and is a predicted model, not a curated record. The transcript has 6 exons. Gene Ontology annotation, biological process: protein phosphorylation.